Messenger RNA from Salvia miltiorrhiza (redroot sage), 646 nucleotides. RefSeq names its product thioredoxin H1. The coding region runs from base 168 to 533 and encodes 121 amino acids. The record is from RefSeq and is a predicted model, not a curated record. The transcript has 3 exons. NCBI's taxonomy places the organism in Eukaryota, Viridiplantae, Streptophyta, Magnoliopsida, Lamiales, Lamiaceae.
UUUAAUAGGAAAGAAAAUCAAGAUAAAAACAAAUAAGUCCAGCUGGCAUAUAUAUGCGUGUAUUCCUGUAUAUAUAAAUGCGCGCGGUACACACUGCACCAAUGCAUUAAAGCUAAUAAGGAGUGUUUUCUUGUGUGAUAAGUUUUGAGGGAGAGAGAGAAGAAGAAAUGUCUGCGUCGGAAUCUGAAGGACAGGUUAUCGGCUGCCACACUGAUGCUACCUGGAACGAGCAGCUUCAGAAGGCAAAUGAAAACAAGAAGUUGGUAGUUGUGGACUUCACUGCUUCCUGGUGCGGACCCUGUCGGUUCAUCGCUCCAUUCUUUGCGGAGUUGGCCAAAAAGUUUCCUUCAGUGAUGUUCCUCAAAGUGGAUAUCGAUGAGUUGAAGUCGGUUGCUAGUGACUGGGCAGUGGAGGCAAUGCCAACCUUCAUCUUCCUCAAGGAAGGGAAAAUCUUGGACACGAUUGUAGGAGCAAAGAAAGAAGAACUGCAACAGACUAUUGCUAAGCACCUCAACACUGCUACUACUGCCUAGAAAUAUACUACUACUCAGUUGCUCAGCUAGACUUUCAGAACUUCUUAUUUCUCUUGCAGACUUAUAGUAAUGUUGACAUUUAAUUCAAUAAAUGAAUAUGCUUUUGCUUGCUA